This is a messenger RNA of Arabidopsis thaliana (thale cress), 1068 nucleotides long. RefSeq names its product hyccin. Lineage: Eukaryota; Viridiplantae; Streptophyta; Magnoliopsida; Brassicales; Brassicaceae. Gene Ontology annotation, cellular component: cytosol; plasma membrane. Bases 1 to 1068 code for a protein of 355 amino acids. The transcript has a single exon. The record is from RefSeq and is marked reviewed.
AUGUCUGAUUCUUCCUCAAGCCAUGACUCACCACCUUCUCCGGCGAUCACCGGAGAUUCAGAAACCACAGUGACCAACAACGAAUCAGAAUCCAACACAAAAUGUCAAACAGCAAUCCAAUCCUUAUCCACGAUCGUCACAAACACAAACAUCCCUUCCACAAUAACCAUCCUCCUCGACGAUGAAGCCGUCUCCACCGCGAUCUCCUCUCUCCUCCUACGUCCCGAUUCAGGCGCCGGAGAUAACAACCUCUGCCGUUGGCUCUACGACACAUUCCAAUCCGCGGAACCAUCGCUUCAGCUUCUCGUCCUCCGAUUCGUUCCUUUAAUCGCUGGUCUCUACCUCUCUCGUGUCCCUCUCCGUCAACCACAAGCCGGAUUCGAAGCCGUUUUACUCGCUCUCUACGCGCACGAAACAACCUCACGUGCCGGUCAAGCAAUAACCGUCAACAUUCCAGAUCUCUCAUAUCCAAGCAUUUACCAUGAAUCCAAAGGUCUCACAAGGAACAACAACUCAACGUGCCUCAACAUCGCUGUGAUCUCCUCCACGUUAGAUCCACACGGGACGGUUAGAUCCACGCGCCGCGCGAGGAUCGUCGGAGUCGCGUUGGAGCUUUACUAUAGCAAAAUCUCGAAAAUGCCACGCGAAUCUAAGCUUAAUUUCUGUGAAUCGUGUGAGAAAUGGGCGGGGCAAAACGGAGAAACGGAGCAAUCUUCACGGGCUGUGAUUCCGACUUUGAGCGAUGAUUCGUGGAGAGAGGAAGAGAAUGUUGCUAUUGGAGGAAGAUCUGAGAGAGAUAGUGGAAGGAUUCCAUUGCCAUGGGAGCUUCUCCAACCGAUUUUGAGGAUCUUAGGGCAUUGUCUCCUUGGGCUCAAAAUGGAAGAUAGGGAGUUAUCUGAGGCGGCGAAUAAAGCUUGUCAGAGUUUGUAUCUCCGAUCUCUGCAUGAUAUAAAUCCGAAGGCGAUUUUGGCUACCGGAAGUCUUCUUCGGCUCCGUGAGAUGGCUCUUGAUCCCAAGAAUCAAAUCGAUCACACUGAGCUAUCAAACGACACCGUUCUCUCCGUUUGA